This is a messenger RNA of Pogoniulus pusillus (Red-fronted tinkerbird), 2846 nucleotides long. It is a transcript of the gene RPS6KB2, whose product is annotated as ribosomal protein S6 kinase B2. Gene Ontology annotation, biological process: peptidyl-serine phosphorylation; signal transduction. Lineage: Eukaryota; Metazoa; Chordata; Aves; Piciformes; Lybiidae. Bases 997 to 2559 code for a protein of 520 amino acids. The record is from RefSeq and is a predicted model, not a curated record. The transcript is spliced from 14 exons. Gene Ontology annotation, molecular function: ATP binding; protein serine/threonine kinase activity.
CCUAGAGAGGGACAUGAGCACCGAGAGCGGCUGGGGACAAGAUCUGGGACCGGAGGCACCGGGCACAGGGGCACCGGGAGUGGCGGGGGCCGGAGUAGGGAGCACCGGGCAUACAAGCACCGGAAUCGAGGGGCACCGCGCAUAGGGGUACCGGGAGAGGCUGGGGCCGGAAUCUGGAACAUCGAGCACAAGGGUACUGGGGCAGGUUGGGGCCGGAAUUGGGUGCACGGGGGCCGGGAAUAGUGGCACCGGCACCGGACUGAGGAUGGGAAUGGAGACUGGGACGGGAACACCGGGAGCGGCUAGAAACGGGGAUCAAGGACAGAGGGCACUGGGAAUGGAGACAGGGGCACCGGCACUGGCUGUGACAGGGAGCAUCGAGACCAGAGAGUAGAUACCAGCAGUGGCUAAGGACAGAAUCGCGACCGGGGACACUGGGACUGAGAGUGGGGGCACCGGGACAGGGACGUGGGCACUGGGAUGGGCUGGAGAUGGGGCUUGGAGCCGAGUGAGCAGCACUGGGACCCGGUGGGAAUGGGGAUCCCGGGAACUGCUUGUUGCAAGGCACAGCCGGGGGUCCCGGUACGACCGGGCAAAGGGAGGCUCUCUCCGGGCAGAGCUCGGGCUCAGCCCAAAAACAUCCGGCUGGGCCGGUGGCACCGCGCCUCGCCCGCCCUGCUGCCAUCCUGUCAUAGUUCUCCUGCCUGUCAUGGGUGCUCUGCCUGCCAUGAGUGCAAGCCAUGGGUGUCCUGUCGUGAGCACCCUGCCUAUUGCGGGCACCCUGCCCGCUGUGAGUCCUCUGCCUGCCAUCCUGCUGCAGCACCCUGCCUAUUUGCUCACCAUGGAUGUCCUGCCCACGGCAGGACUACCCUACCGUGUGCACUUUGCAUGCUGUGGGCACCCUUCCUCCCGUGAGCACCCUGUCUGCCAUGGCUCCUCUCCUGCCGUGGGUGCUCCACUUACCAUGGGUCCCCCGCCUGCUGGGAGCACUCUGCCAUGAGAACCCUUCCUGCCACAGGUGCCCUGUUUGCCUUGGGCAUUCUGCCUACCGUGGGUCCCCUGUCUGCUGUGGGCACCCUGCUUGCCUUGAGCAUCCUGCUCACCAUGGGCACCCGUCUUGCUGUGGGCACACUUUCUGGCGUGGGUACCCUGCCCACCACGGCUCCCUCUUGCCCACCAGUGCCCAUGGUUUCCUUCCUGCAGGAGAUGGAGCUGGAGCCCCGGGGAAACGGCCUGGAGCCGGUGGGACACUACGAGGAGAUCGAGAUCUCGGAGAGCAGCGUCAACAACGGCCCCGAGCACAUCGGUCCCCACUGCUUCGAGCUGCUGCGUGUCCUGGGCAAGGGUGGCUAUGGCAAGGUCUUCCAGGUCCGUAAAGUCCAAGGCACCAACACGGGGAAGAUCUUUGCCAUGAAGGUUCUGAAGAAGGCCAAGAUCGCCUGCAACGCCAAGGACACGGCUCACACCCGAGCUGAGAGGAACAUCUUGGAGGCUGUCAAGCACCCCUUCAUCGUUGACCUCAUCUAUGCCUUCCAGACGGGCGGCAAGCUCUACCUCAUCCUGGAGUGCCUCAGUGGUGGAGAGCUCUUCAUGCAGCUGGAGCGGGAAGGCAUCUUCCUGGAGGACACUGCCUGUUUCUACCUGAGCGAGAUCACCCUGGCACUGGGCCACCUACACUCCCAUGGCAUCAUCUACCGAGACCUCAAGCCGGAGAACAUCAUGCUCAACAGCCAAGGUCACAUCAAGCUGACAGAUUUUGGGUUGUGCAAGGAGUCCAUCCAUGAUGGGGCUGUCACCCACACCUUCUGCGGCACCAUCGAGUACAUGGCCCCUGAGAUACUGGUGCGCAGCGGGCACAACCGGGCGGUGGACUGGUGGAGCCUGGGCGCCCUGAUGUACGACAUGCUCACAGGAUCGCCGCCUUUCACCGCGGAGAACCGCAAGAAGACCAUUGACAAGAUCCUCAAGGGCAAGCUGGUGCUGCCACCCUACCUGACCCCCGACGCACGGGACCUGCUCAAGAAGUUCCUCAAGAGAAACCCCAACCAGCGGGUUGGAGGUGGCCCGGGCGACGCGGCUGAUGUGCAGAAGCAGCCUUUCUUCCGUCACAUCAACUGGGAGGAUCUCCUGGCCCGAAGGCUGGACCCUCCAUUUAAACCAAGCUUGCAGUCAGAGGAGGAUGUCAGCCAGUUUGACACCCGCUUCACUCGCCAAACCCCGGUGGACAGCCCAGACGAUGCUGCCAUCAGUGAAAGUGCCAACCAAGCCUUCCUGGGCUUUACCUAUGUGGCCCCUUCAGUGCUAGAGAGCAUCAAGGAAGGGUUCUCCUUCCAACCCAAAGUGCGCUCCCCCCGACGCCUCAACAGCAGCCCCCGCACCCCCGUCAGCCCUGUGAAAUUCUCCCCUUUCGAAGCGUUCAAGCCAGGAGGGGCAGGAGGAGAGCCAAUGGAGGUGGCUACCCUGCCACCCCCUCCUCCAGAGGGCACAGCCCCCUUGCCCAUCAAGACCUCGGUGGGUGCCAAGAAGCAGAAAGGAGGUCGGGGGCGGGUGCCCAGGUAGGGGUGGGGUAGGGGUGGGGAGGGUUGGGGGUGGGGGCUGGCGCCCCACUUGUGGGUUCAGGUCGGGGGGACACCCCAAAAGCUGCUUCUGCUCUGGGUGUACCCCCUGCCUAAUAUCCCCCCCUUACCUGCUCACGCAGAUGCCAGGACGAGCUGGUAUGGAGGGGAGGGUGGGCAGGGGCACUCCCAAGGGUGUGGGCCCCCCAAGGGUGUGGUCCUUGGGUUGUGCCCCCUCCAAAGGCGUGGCCCAGCUGCUGAAUGUGUGAUAAUUAAAGGACUUAAUGAGGC